This is a messenger RNA of Amoebophrya sp. A120, 471 nucleotides long. The record is from the annotation of a GenBank genome assembly. NCBI's taxonomy places the organism in Eukaryota, Dinophyceae, Syndiniales, Amoebophryaceae.
CGUGAGGCCAUUCAUCAAAAAAAUCAAAACUAAAACUACGAUGACUUUCACGUUGUUGCAUGGCAGCAACGGGCUGGGGAGUGCCAAAGGCGUUCCGUAUUUGCGGCUCCUGGCAACUUCACUCUGGUGUUGGUGGUCGUCGCCUGGAUCGCGCCAUGACAAUUUUGCAACAGUUUCUGCCGGCAACGACCAAGGAUCGCUAUUCCGGUUCUGCGUCGGCGAAAAAUUGCAGCCGCGAGAAGAAGAGCCUGUUUCAUCGGGCGGUGUUGCUGGAGGUGCGGAAGAUGUGUCGUAUGCUGACUACCACGACGAAGACAACUUCUAUGCGACCCAAACGAGGACAACUGCGUCCUUGCCGCACCCGCAAGAUGAACGCACGGGCACUGGAGGAUCUAGUCGUACAACUGCACUGGUCGAGAAGGAGAAGUUCUUGAUGCAGUCGCAAAAAAUUGAACCGGGUUCGGUUUCCAC